Aedes albopictus (Asian tiger mosquito) is the source of this 1695-nucleotide messenger RNA. RefSeq lists its product as uncharacterized. The transcript has a single exon. NCBI's taxonomy places the organism in Eukaryota, Metazoa, Arthropoda, Insecta, Diptera, Culicidae. The record is from RefSeq and is a predicted model, not a curated record.
AUAUUGUCCCUUGCGGCUCCUAUUGGAUUUUUGUCGAUGUUUGAUUGUCGCACUUCAGAAGAAUGGCACUGUUGCCAAAAACAAAAAAAUAACCAGUGUUUUCUUAAUUAUUUUUUUACGUUUCGCAUUUGCCCUUUAUUUGCCUCUAUUUGAGCAUAAUAAUGUGUAAAUAUAUUAAUAUUUGCUUUAUGUCAACUUGUUUUGCACUGAUAUGUACAGAAACGAAGAAAUUUUACACUUGCCAGAAUAUUAAAAAAAAAAUUACCAUUGAAAAGAAAAUACUGAGAUUUGGCAGCCCUGCCUUCCUUUUUCCAUCAAAACCAAAACAAACCGCUGUUAUUUUUGUUUGUGUACGCCUGGUCGAAGAUUUCAUUUCGCAUGAAAACAAAUGUGAGUCUUUAGAAACAUUGUUGUUGCUAUUCGUUUCUAUUAAGUUUUUAAGCUGUGCUUUGCAAUAUUGUGAAAAAGUUAGGUAAGUUCAAUUAUAUAAAACCUCUUGUAUAUAUUUCUGACUGAUAUUUCAUAGCUCCCAGCAUCUACUGCAUGGAUCCCUCCGGUGGCAAAGCUUCCCCAACAGCAUCAAGCGACGGAGAUCAGGAAGAUGACACGCAGGAUGGGUACAUUGUGGAGGCCUUGGAUGGUGACUAUAUCGUUCCGGAAUAUGUGUACGACGACGCCUUGGACGGAGAUGAUUCGAAAACGAACGAUGACAGUGGAAUUGACCCGACAUUGCUCCCAGGUCCCUCAAAUCAAAGCCGAGAAUCCAAAAGAGUCAAGUUGAGUGAAGGUGCGACUAAUUUCAUCUUCAACGGACAGUUUUACAGGUGAAAAUUUGUUGGGGAAACAUCUGGUGCAUUGAUAGCGACGCGAAAGAUUUUGGGGAACACCGUUAAUGAUAUUUUAACUGGCAUAUGGGAAGCAUCAAAGUCUGUUUUGUGCCGAGAGGUGGUUUUCAUUGAAAACAAUGGCGUGCAAGUUCCAACAUGGGCUGAUGAAGAGCCAGUUUUUGAAGACAUGAAUAAGUUCAUCGUUCUGCAGGACCAAAGCCAGAAAAAACGUGUGAACAUUGACAAGGUGAAAAGCAAACUUCUUGCUAGCUGGCGAUCAAAGGAAAUCCGUGUUCACGUGCACGUUUACUCUACUUCAGUUUCCUGCAAGUCGCUAUGGGAAGCUGUCGAGAAGCAGCUAGUACGGCAUCAGAACUCAGACAGGUCAGGUGCGCCUAGUAACCAGGCUGUUACUUUGCUGGCUGAGGAACUUCGACGCAAGCAUGUUAACCAGUUCCAAGGUCAAUCGAGUGCGUGGAGAUUGUGGGCAAACUACAUUCAUGCAGGGCCGGCUCACGAACGCGAACGUAGAACGUCUGAAAUGCCGCCACAACAUCUUCUGAAAUUCUUUCGAAGCGUCCCGAUAUCCGAAGCUGUAACACUAGAGUCUGUUCGAAGUGGACUGUCAGUGGCAAAUACAAUCAAUCAAGGAUUUUCAUCGGAGUUAGAAGCGUUGGAAGAAGAUGCUGACCAGUUACUUUGUUUGGCACAGCGGUUGAAGAAUCGUAUUGCGAAUAUGCGGGCUCGGACAGCAUUGAACUCAAGUCUUGUAGGCGCGAUGAGUUCUGCUGUGAGACCGGAAGAGAAUGAGUUCAGUCGCGCAAUUGCUGAAAAUGUUUCGGAUAUGUUGGAUGUUGAUCACAUGUAA